This is a messenger RNA of Arachis stenosperma, 1834 nucleotides long. RefSeq lists its product as uncharacterized. Lineage: Eukaryota; Viridiplantae; Streptophyta; Magnoliopsida; Fabales; Fabaceae. The record is from RefSeq and is a predicted model, not a curated record. The transcript is spliced from 7 exons. The coding region runs from base 343 to 651 and encodes 102 amino acids.
UUUCUUUCACUGAAUGUUUUAGGGGUUAAAUUGUUUGUGCAUAAUAUAAUUAAAAAUGCAAAAUAUAUGAAUACUAAGAACUCUGUGUUUGAUAAGCUGGGCGAAAGGACACUACAUGGAACAUGCUGAGUUGAUGGAUUCAGUAUUUGAUGUGGUGAGGAAGGAAGCUGAGAAUUGUGAUUGCCUUCGUUGUGCAUAAUAUUCAUUUUGGUCAGGAUACAAGGGGAAGCACACAGACAAGCUUUUGGUGGUUUGAAGUCACUCCUUCAAAGCAUCAGAAUGAAUUUCCAUCAAUGCCUCCCGUAAAUUCAGCUUACUCUAUCCAGUCCGAUGUAGUUGAAAAUGAAUCAUACCAAAGCUUCCCAAAGUACCCUAGCAGACAGAGUGUUAUGGAUUCGCAACCAGCAUCACAUUGUUAGAAAUUCUUCAUUUGGGAGGCUUACUCUUCAGAAGCAGUGCGAGCUAAGUUACUUUGAGUAUACUUUUGAGUACUGCAAGCCUAGCUGUGAGGAACCACUUCAUUACACGGUUGUUGUACGUUGGAGAUUUAGACCCUCUUGUCAACGAGAGGCACCGCCACUAUUUGUUCAUCCAAGUCUGACUAGGGGUUUCAGUUCAACCAGGAACGAGAAGAAGAUAUCACGAUGGUGAUGAAAGGAAGCUUGACGAAAGAAAGAGAAGAGGGUGGCGAUGAUGGAAACUCAGCUUACUCUGUCCAGUCCGAUGCAAUUGAAUAUGAAUCAUAUAAAAAGCUCCCCAUAAUAUUGUACCCAAACACAGGUAUUAUUCUAUCAUUUUAUUUUUGGGUUUUGAUUAAAUUUUGUUAUACUUUUUGUUAUCCUCUUUAUUACUCUUGAUUAUUCUAUCUAUUUGGGUUUGAUGCCUGUAAUCAGUAGCCCUUAUUCUAUAACAUAUAGAGAAGAAAGAAUACUUUGGUUUUGGACAUUCUAUAACAGAUAAGUUUGGAGCAAUGAAGAUCAUCAAGUAAUGCAAAAAAAAAAGACUAUUGCGCAUACUCUUCCUGUUUCACUAAAUAACAUUGGAGGUGUAUUCAUGGGAGCCUGUUCUGUAUGAAUGGAAAGCUUUUGAGAUACUCAUACUAUUGAAACUUUGUUGGAGUUUGGAUAGCAGAUAUAUCAGUAGGAUUAUCUUUUGCCAAUCUGUUAUUUUCAGUGUUUUCAAUUUAAUUUUUUGAGUUUAAGCCAUCAUUGACUUACUUCUUGGUCUCAUAUAUGUGUUAGGUAAGUAGUAUUGUGUUAAUUAACAAUUUUGGUUAGCUGAGCUAAAUUAUUGCACUUGGUUUAGGCAGUGACUUGGCCACUCGCUAAUGAUCGUUCGGUUGAUAUUACAUUAAUUAGUAAGUAUAGAUGAUUUGUGUGUGAACUGCUUUGGUAAGAACAAUGCCUUGAGAUAAAGACUAAUUCUUUGUGUUUUUAUGAGUUUAAAUUAAGAAACAAUAGGUUGAAAGCAAUUUUUUCUGAUUGGAAUUGUCCAUGAUUCCUUUAAAAGAAGAGGUUAGUUUUGUAAUUUUAUCUCUGGUGGGUUCCAAGUUUGGUAGUUUUGAUGAUGAAUCCUUUUUAUUUCUUCGUUAUGCCGAGAAAAAUAGGCGGUGCCCUGUUUUGUUUUUAUUUUUGGUUUUUAUUUCAUAGAAUUUUUCUUUGUGCUGAAAAAAUUUGCAACUUAUGUGAUUGUGAUUUAGAGUUUAAAUGUAUAAUGAUAUUAAUAAAAGUGAGAAUUUUGGUUUGGUUGUGAAAGGACUAUGUGACUGGGUUUCACAAGCUCAAGAAGAAAAGGAGAAAGGUGGCACAAAAGCAGUUCUAAAGAGGAAACAUAU